This is a messenger RNA of Hordeum vulgare subsp. vulgare (domesticated barley), 1205 nucleotides long. Its product is annotated as polyubiquitin-like. NCBI's taxonomy places the organism in Eukaryota, Viridiplantae, Streptophyta, Magnoliopsida, Poales, Poaceae. The record is from RefSeq and is a predicted model, not a curated record. Gene Ontology annotation, molecular function: ubiquitin protein ligase binding; protein tag activity. The transcript has 2 exons. Gene Ontology annotation, biological process: modification-dependent protein catabolic process; protein ubiquitination. Gene Ontology annotation, cellular component: nucleus; cytoplasm. Bases 133 to 1050 code for a protein of 305 amino acids.
UACCCGCCCUUUCCUUGCCUCCAAUCCUCACCGCCGCUCAAGUCGCUCAAGAACGAAGCGAACAAAUCCCCAACCGAUCUCGUCUCCGAUCAACUCGAGGCUCGUCGGAUCCUCCUCCCACACCGCCUCAAGAUGCAGAUCUUUGUGAAGACAUUGACUGGAAAGACCAUCACCCUUGAGGUGGAGUCGUCUGACACAAUCGACAAUGUCAAGUCCAAGAUCCAGGACAAGGAGGGCAUCCCUCCGGACCAGCAGCGUCUCAUCUUUGCUGGCAAGCAGCUCGAGGAUGGCAGGACCCUUGCUGACUACAACAUCCAGAAGGAGUCCACCCUUCACCUUGUCCUCCGCCUUCGUGGAGGCAUGCAGAUCUUCGUCAAGACGUUGACUGGCAAGACCAUCACCCUGGAGGUGGAAUCAUCCGACACCAUCGACAACGUUAAGGCCAAGAUCCAGGACAAGGAAGGCAUUCCCCCGGACCAGCAGCGCCUCAUCUUUGCCGGCAAGCAGCUUGAGGAUGGCAGGACCCUUGCUGACUACAACAUCCAGAAGGAGUCCACCCUUCACCUUGUCCUCCGCCUUCGAGGAGGCAUGCAGAUCUUCGUCAAGACCCUCACUGGCAAGACCAUCACACUUGAGGUGGAAUCAUCCGACACCAUCGACAACGUCAAGGCCAAGAUCCAGGACAAGGAGGGCAUUCCCCCGGACCAGCAGCGUCUCAUCUUUGCUGGCAAGCAGCUGGAGGAUGGUCGCACUCUUGCUGACUACAACAUCCAGAAGGAGUCUACCCUCCACCUUGUCCUCCGCCUCCGUGGUGGUAUGCAGAUCUUUGUGAAGACCCUGACCGGGAAGACCAUCACUUUGGAGGUUGAGAGUUCUGACACCAUUGACAAUGUCAAGGCGAAGAUCCAGGACAAGGAGGGGAUCCCCCCUGACCAGCAGCGGCUGAUCUUUGCUGGCAAGCAGUUGGAGGAUGGCCGCACCCUUGCCGACUACAACAUCCAGAAGGAGUCCACCCUCCACCUGGUGCUCCGCCUCCGUGGUGGUCAGUAAUUACACUGACGGUCCUGCUGCUAUUAGUCGUAUGUCUUGUUAGUGUUAAGUCUACUGUAUCUGGUUUGAUGGACCAUCGAGUCCCCAUGAUGUUUGUUGGUUUCGUGGAAACAGUUGAUGGUAUGGUUUGGUAUGAAUAAGUGAAUUUGAACCAA